AUGAAUAAUCCGUUUCAUUUGUUUGCCAUCUUAUUUAUUUAUGCAGUCAUUGUCCAAUCUGAAGAUCUACAUGAAAAUACAAAUAUGCAAACGCCCGCCAAAGAAAUUAUUGGUCAACAGCCUGUCAAAACAGAACAGUCAAUGACUAAAGAGAAGACUGAAACAAAAAUGCCAAAUAAACAGACAUCCAAUGCAGACAAGUCCAAUAAAGCACUGACCAAAUACCUCAACUAUCAUAAAUGCUUUAAAAUGGAUGUGAACGCUAUGACAUUUAGAAAAAUCAAGAAAGAAGAGAAGACCACUGAUGCACCUCUACCACCGGAUCCAAAUCCUAAUGCAAAAUAUGAAGUACCGGAUCACUUGAAACAGUUCACAUUCAUGGGCCGAUGCUACGGAACAGGUGUUCAAUAGAUCACAUCGGUAUAAACACAAGAUGUCAUGAAAACUGAACAAUCCUAAGGUUCUUUUAACCGUUUGAAAUUCUUUUGGUCAACUAUAUAUUUUGAUUUACGCACAAUGAUAACUAUCUUGUACGUUGUAUUUUUCAGUAGUUCAAAAUUCAUUCUAAAACCUUCAUUGAUUGUUGAUUUGUAUCUUUUGC
Molecule: messenger RNA, 601 nt
Organism: Schistosoma turkestanicum
Lineage: Eukaryota; Metazoa; Platyhelminthes; Trematoda; Strigeidida; Schistosomatidae
Source: the annotation of a GenBank genome assembly